GAGUCACGUGACGGUGGCAAACACUUCCGCUUGUAUAGUGUAAGUGCGCGUUUCUCAACCCAGCGAGUGUAAACAAACACGGACAUUAACCGAUGUAGAAAGAAGCGCUGUGUUCAGAUUUCGGGGUUAACAUGGUGAAGUGUGUGGUGCGGGGAUGCCAGAACCAAAGCGACCUGAAACCGGGGGAAAUGCGCAACAGGCCCCGGAAGCGCUUCUUCAGCUUCCCCGCGGACCAGGGCCGCGUUAGAGUGUGGAUGGCCGCGCUGCGGGAGUCGGUGCGCUUCUCCACCGAGCACAAGAUCUGCGAGGAUCACUUCCUGCCCGAGCACAUCACCCCGGGCGGCAUCAGCUCGGACGCCAUCCCCAUCAUGCCCCCUCUGGAGGGAGGGAUACUGGGCUCGGGCGGCUGGAUCUCACCGGUGGAGAUCAGCGAUGAGCUUACAGACCAGAUUGAAGUGGUGACUGAAAUUCCAGCAGAUGAUGACGUGGAGGACGACGACGAGCAGGACGACGACGACGACGACGACGAUGAUGAGGAAGAUGAGGAUGACGAGGAAUGUGAAGACUCUGAUUAUACAGAGGAAGAGCCACUGAACAUCGAUGAGGAAGCUGAGAAGGAGUGGCUGGAAAGACUCCAAGAGAAUCUUAAAAAUGCAACGGGAAAGAAGCGUGUUCGUGCAAAAUAUGGCGCCACUCCUCGCUCCGAAGUAACGCUUGGACGGCUCACCAAGCGUUUCAUGGAUCUGCUCCACGCAGCUCCAGAAGGAAUUCUCGACCUCAACGAGGCCACGGAAAAACUAGGCACUCGCAAGAGGCGGGUGUAUGACAUCACCAACGUACUCAACGGUAUUAAGCUCAUUGCAAAGAAGUCAAAAAGCAAGAUUCAGUGGGUGGGUCCAUCACCGAUUAGCUGUUUCAAAGGCCAGUGGAAGGGCAAGAUGAAGAGCGAUCUGCUAAACCUAAAGACGAUGGAGGAGUCUCUGGACUGGUUAAUUAAAGACUGUGCCCAGCAGCUGUUUGCCCUAACAGACCUCACAGAAAAUGCUAACUCCGCUUACGUGACGUACGACGACGUCUGUCGGAUCGCGGCCUUCCAGGAUCAGACCGUGAUCGCCAUCAGAGCUCCCGAGGAGACCAAGCUGGAGGUUCCUACACCCACCGAGGACUGUAUUAAGAUCCACCUGAAGGGCUCCAGAGGUCCCAUCCACGUGCUGACGUGUGAAACGAACGGGUCGGACACAACCACGCAGUCGGAGCAGCUGAGAACCGGCCGUUUCCUCACGCUGGAGGAGAGCAGGAUCGAGACGACGCCACUCCUCGCAGAUCUUCCGACCAUCUCUCCCGCUGUCCGGAGCGCGUAAGGUUCCGAAAACGAACGCAGCCGAAGGACCGCAUACAGUCACAAACUGCUGUUAAUCUCCAGGAGAGCUUAUUUGGGGACCCGCUGCUGUAAAAUGUGAAAUAUGUCGAUAGGAUCACAGAUUUAUAAGCUUUAUUUUUAUAUGCAUACAAGAAAUUGUUCAAAAGUGAAAUUUCAAGCAUUACAAAUUCAUUCUUCACAGUCUUUCCCAAGCAAACACGAUCACGUAUUUUGUUUUGUUGUAUGUUAUGUUUAAAAUUCAGAAAAUUAAUUAAAAAAAUAAUCAACAAUGUGUAAUAAUA
Molecule: messenger RNA, 1662 nt
Organism: Ictalurus punctatus (channel catfish)
Lineage: Eukaryota; Metazoa; Chordata; Actinopteri; Siluriformes; Ictaluridae
Gene: e2f6
Product: E2F transcription factor 6
Exons: 8
Coding region: 132-1361 (409 amino acids)
Biological process (GO): regulation of transcription by RNA polymerase II
Cellular component (GO): RNA polymerase II transcription regulator complex
Molecular function (GO): RNA polymerase II cis-regulatory region sequence-specific DNA binding; protein dimerization activity; DNA-binding transcription factor activity, RNA polymerase II-specific
Source: RefSeq, a predicted model, not a curated record